This is a messenger RNA of Pipistrellus nathusii (Nathusius's pipistrelle), 1506 nucleotides long. The record is from the annotation of a GenBank genome assembly. NCBI's taxonomy places the organism in Eukaryota, Metazoa, Chordata, Mammalia, Chiroptera, Vespertilionidae.
AUGUCCUUCCCGCAGCUCGGCUACCAGUACAUCCGCCCCCUCUACCCGCCCGAGCGCCCGGGGGCCGCGGGCGGCGGCGGGGGAGGCGGCGGCAGCAGCGCGGGGGCCCGCGGCGGCCCGGCAGCCGGCGCCGCGGAGCUGGGCGCCCCGGGGUCCCUGGCCAGCGUGCUCUCCUCCGUGUACGGGGCGCCCUACGCCGCCGCCGCUGCAGCCGCCGCCCAGGGCUACGGCGCGUUCCUGCCCUACGCCGCCGAGCUGCCCCUCUUCCCGCAGCUGGGCGCCCAGUAUGAGCUGAAGGACAGCCCCGGGGUGCAGACAGCCGCGUUCUCGCACGCGCACCCCGCCUUCUACCCCUACGGCCAGUACCACCCCCAGUUCGGGGACCCGUCCCGCCCCAAGAACGCCACCCGCGAGAGCACGAGCACGCUCAAGGCCUGGCUGCAGGAGCACCGCAAGAACCCCUACCCCACCAAGGGCGAGAAGAUCAUGCUGGCCAUCGUCACCAAGAUGACGCUCACCCAGGUGUCCACCUGGUUCGCCAACGCGCGCCGGCGCCUCAAGAAGGAGAACAAGAUGACCUGGGCGCCCCGCAGCCGCGCCGACGGGGAGGAGGAGGAGGAGGGCACCGCCUGCGGCAGCGAGCGCGAGGAGGACGAGGAGGAGGAGGACGAGGAGGAAGAGGGCAAACGCCGCGAGCUGGAGGAGGACGAGGAGGAAGAGCUCGGCGGCGGCGAGGAGGACGAGGAGAUCGAUUUGGAGAACGUGGACGGCGCGGCCGCGGGGCCUGAGCUGGGCCUGGCGGGGGCCGCUGCGCGCAGGGACGGCGACGCCCUGGGCCUGGGGCCCGGUUCGGACUCCAAGAACAGCGACUCGGACGACAGCUCCGAGGGCCCGGAGGAGCGCCCGCUGCCGGCCCUGCGUCUGGCCCCGAGUCUGGCCCCGGUGGCUCCGCCGCCGUCCCCGCCCUCGCCCCCCGCGGGCCUGGACCCCUGCGCCCCUACGCCCGCCUCUGCCUCCGCCUCCGGCCUGCAGAAGCCCAAGAUCUGGUCCCUGGCCGAGACGGCCACGAGCCCGGACACCCCGCGCCGCUCGCCGCCCCCGGGCGCGGGAGGCUCUCCGCCCGGAGCCGCCGUGGCGCCCGCCGCCCUGCAGCUCUCCCCGGCCGCCGCCGCCGUGGCGCACAGACUGGUGUCGGCGGCGCCGCUGGGCAAGUUCCCCGCCUGGACCCACCGGCCGUUCCCGGGCGCGCCGCCCGCCGCCCGCCCGCACCCGCUCUCCCUGCUCGGCUCGGCCCCGCCGCACCUGCUGGGGCUGCCCGGGGCCGCGGGCCACCCGGCCGCCGCCGCCGCCUUCGCCCGGCCCGCCGAGCCCGAGGGCGGAGCAGAUCGCUGUAGUGCCUUGGAAGUGGAGAAAAAGUUACUCAAGACAGCUUUCCAGCCCGUGCCCAGGCGGCCCCAGAACCACCUGGAUGCCGCGCUGGUCUUGUCGGCCCUCUCCUCCUCUUAG